Messenger RNA from Syngnathus typhle (broad-nosed pipefish), 2771 nucleotides. Its product is annotated as cadherin-related family member 5-like. Gene Ontology annotation, molecular function: cadherin binding; calcium ion binding. Gene Ontology annotation, biological process: cell morphogenesis; calcium-dependent cell-cell adhesion; adherens junction organization. Bases 90 to 2390 code for a protein of 766 amino acids. Lineage: Eukaryota; Metazoa; Chordata; Actinopteri; Syngnathiformes; Syngnathidae. Gene Ontology annotation, cellular component: membrane; adherens junction; catenin complex. The record is from RefSeq and is a predicted model, not a curated record. The transcript is spliced from 15 exons.
UAUAGCGGGCAAAAGUCCAAGCAGCUCGUAAAUCGCGGCCGAUAGAUAAGCAGACGGACGGCGCAAGAAGACGGACGGAAGCAGCUGACAUGGAGGCCAGCAAGAACUUCUUCUUUUCGGUGCUUUUGCUCACCUCUUUGACCAUCUCACAGGCCCAGGAGCUUUGUAGCGCUCCCGAUACGGUCAACGUGCAUGAGAACAACACGGUGGGCCACCUAGUGGAGACCAUCGCUGUGCUCGACGGGGUGGUGCCCUCGUUGACGAAUGCUGCCGACGUGCCCUUCAUUGUGGAGGGGAACAGGCUGCUGGCCAAUGCCGUUCUGGACUACGAGAAAAUAAAAAGUUAUGCGCUCAUGGUGACGUGCAGAAGGCCCCCGGCGCAAGAGUAUGAGCUGGUGAUCGUGGUCAGAGUGCUCAAUGUGAACGACAACCCGCCAGUGUUUGACAUGAAGACGUACCAGAUCCCAACGGAGGAGUUGCUCGCCCUGGGGACGGCCGUGGGCCAAUUUCCAGCCAAGGACGCCGACGAGGGCACGAGGCUUUACUACACGCUGACAUCAGCAUCCGAUUACUUUCGACUGGCGUCUCCCGAAAACCCACAACUGCUAAUCCAGAACAUCCUGGACUACGACAAAGUCCAAACGGUUCAAAUGGUCUUGCAAGCUCAGGACACGCCGCUGUCCGGUUCCGAUGCCGAGGUCUCCUUCACCGCCACGGCCACCAUUCAAGUCAACGUGGUGGACGUGGACAACAGACCGCCCUGGUUCCUGCCCUGCAUCAAACACGUGGUGGCCGGCGUCGUCGUCUGCCAGAACACCGGCUACACCGGCAGCGUGGACCUUAACCAAAUGCAGGCCGAAGCCUUGACACUGAAGCCGGGUCCGCUUCACGCCAUUGACGGCGACACCGGGAUCAAUGAGGCCAUCGUUUACUCCUUCCUGAGCGGAAACGAGGAAGGACUGUUUGACAUCAACCCAAACACCGGCGAGGUCAGAAUGCUGAGGGCGAUCGACGUGUUGGGGACCAUCAGUCUGACAGUUCUGGCCGCCCAGACACCGAGUAGUUCUCAGUUUGCCACCACCAGCCUCACGCUCACUGUUCGGGUGAAGAGCCUCCACAAACCAAAACUCCAGAGGGCCGAGUACCAGGGCGUGAUCUCUUCAGCGGGCGCCAUGGCGACAGACCCGACCAACAAGGACGAGCCGCUUCAAAUCGUCGCCUUGGACGAGGAUUACGCCAGCGUGGGGGGAAUCAACCCUCACAUUGUCUAUCGCGUCAUCGGAAGCGGCGACUUCUCCAUCAUUAACGGCUACUUGUUCAUGACCAAAGACCUGCCGGAGGCUACCUUAUCUCUGCAGGUGGAAGCGGAGGACGCGUCCAACGGGGAGAAUUCAAUAGCGUCGCUCUCGGUGGAGGUGAAAUCAGGUCUCACCACUACUGCUUUGCCUUUGAGCAGCACUACUGACACGGUGACCACCCCCCCAACCACAGCUCAAGAAGCAGAGUCCACCACCAACCCCACCACCCAUUCUGGUACUUCCACUGGAGGCAGAACCACUGAAACGAUCAAGUCCACCAGCGAUCCCGGUACUCCCUCGACUGGUGUCAUCCCCACCAGCCAAAGUGUAACGGUGGCAACAGAAUCGUCGGUGACGCCACUGAGUACCGACGGGCCCACCAGCCCUGCGGAGCCCAACACAGAGAAGGUGCCUAUCCCGCCGAGUGGCUUUGAGGCAGGGGACAUGGCGGCGCUGGGGGCGACUCUGGGCGUACUUCUCUUCGCCUGCGUGGUAAUCAUCGGAGUCCUCGUCUGCCGCCUCCAGAAAGGAAAAGCCGACUGGAGGAAGAUCCACGAAGCCAGCGUCUUCAGGAGCUCCCUGGGCCAAGGCUUCGGGGGUGAGAAGCAGGGCGUCCAGUAUACCAACGAGGCUUUCCAGCACGAUGACGACAGCGACGGCGGCGCGGGCUUCGGCGCUCCGUACGCCACGGCGUCGGAAGAGGGGCCGGCGGUGGCGGCGGCCAACUCGGCCAUCGAGUCCAGCGUGAGAGCGCUGGGCACCCUCCUGGGCGACGACAACGUCAGCCAGACCAGCUCGGACAAGGAGAGGGAGGUGAAGCCCAUUCUGACCAAAGAACGGCGCCAGGAGGAAGGCUACAAGGCCGUUUGGUUCAAGGAGGACAUCGACCCCGACGCCAAGGAGGAAGUGGUCAUCAUCCCCGACAGCAGGGAAGACGACAGCGAGGACGACGACUGCGGCGACGACGACCGUCCCGCUAAAGCCCCAAAGGUGGGCUUCGCCGACACCGACUUGGACAGCGGACUGGGAGUGAAGAUGGAGGAUCCGGAGGAGGGCUCGGAAGGUGACGACGUUCUGAACGUCGAACUUUGAGGAGGGCAGGCAAUAAAAGCUGAUGAUUUAUCAGUACGAGAACAAAUGAACGAACCGCGCCUGAAAGUGCAAUCAGUCGACUCCUUUUAAGAGCUGCCAGGUGGAAUGAUAGGGUUCAAAAAUGCAUAGCGUAAUCAAGUUCUUGUUUGUUUUGCUGCGUCACGUGAGGCUACCAACAAUCAUUGUUAGAGAGGCGAAGAUCACAUUUCUACUGUAGCUCAUGUAAAUAGAAGUUCCCUCAUAUUUAUCCAAGGACCGGCCGGGAAUGAUUGUUGUUGACAAAUUAUGGAAAAUAAACACCAGGUGUAGACCAUGGUUCCAGCUAUGUAUAAACUGACAUGGAAAUCAUUCCAGAAGGAUUUGUAUUUGAGACCUGGAAAA